CCCAUUUACAUCGUAUAGGUGUAAAUGCAGAUUCCUUAUGAUCUUCCUUUGCCAACAUUUUCUUCAACUCAACAGUCGGGGUAUGGGAUUUCCCAGGCUCGCUUUAUAGCGAUCCUCGUCUGUGUGUCAUCAUCUAUAUAAACGCUCAACCGUAGGUAGUUAAUUCUACCAUCCGGCCGGAUAGCCCUGGCAGCUGUGGCCAUUAAACUAAUAUACUACUACUAUAACCUCACAAAACAUUAAGGUUAUGUUAUUCUUAUAAGCGUGUAGAGUGUAGAAAUGGAUUCACAAUUUAGUGAAAAUGGAAAAUAUUUCGCUCAGAUUUCAACUGAUGGUAAACUUAAAAUAUGGAAUACAGUGUCCAGCUCCUUCGAGCAAGAAUUUACCCCGGAUUUUCAUUUAAAUACGCCGUGCACUUGUCUACAGUUUCUGCCGCACUAUCAAAACACUGUUAACAAAGGAUCACCUUCACCGAAAAAGAAAAAACGCAAAGAAGAUCCAAGUUUAGCACCUAGUAUAGUUUUAGGAACAACAUCUGGCCUCAUUCUAGUUUAUUCUCUAUCAAAAGCUGGCGUAGAUUAUACUAUAGAUAGUAAUACACACCUACAAAUUAACUGUCUGUCUACUGUAGACGGUAGUUUGCUUUAUUCAGGUGCUGAUCAAGAGAUUUUACAAUGGAAUUUAAGAAAGAAAACAUUAAAAAGCAAAUGGAAAGGUGGAAAUGAAUUAAUCACUUCAAUAUUAGCAAUACCAGAAAGUGAAAAUAUUUUAACAGCCUCGAAAAAUGUGAAAAUGUGGAAUGCAACAAGCAAGGAGCUUUUAAGGACUUUUACUGGUCAUAGUACAGAUAUAUCCCUUAUGAAGUACAUUAGCCCUUUAGGGGGUGAUUCAUAUCUGAUGACAGGUUCCAAGGGUGAUCGAAUUUUAAGUUGUUGGAACAUUACAAGCCCAUCUCAAAAAACUGCUGUAAGCAAUUAUCUUAUGGAAGACAGCAUACAUAACGUUGCUAUUAAUGUAUCUGAUGAUGGAUUAACAAACAUUGCUACAACAGUUAGAACUGGUGUAGUGCAUGUUUACCAACACAGAUUAAAUGGUAAAAGUGGUAAACCUUUAAAACCCAAAUCAACCAUACAAGUAGCUUGUGAUACAGGAAAACAAAACGAUUUAGUAACUCCAAUAAGAAUAUUUGGUGCCACAUUUAGGGACUCAGAAUCAAUAUGUAUUGGACAUGGAUCAGAUGUAAUUUUAACUUUUGAAAAUGUGAAUAUUAGUGAAUUGAAAAAAGUAUACUGUUUAGUAAGGCAAAGCUCGAAAAGUACAAAGGUCUCGAAGGAAGAUGAUGCUAUGAAAAGAAAAACACCCCUGGUCGGAGAUAAUGUCCAUUAUCUCACACCCCAAACCGCGGGGGCUGUUAUAGGUAAAAGGAAAUCAGAGGGAAAAAUGGAAAUUCCUAUGGAACAGAGAUUAGAGAAUUUAACGAUAAAUAAAUCAGAAGGGAGUUCAAAAAUACCCAAAGCCGAUAAUGUGGCACAGCUUCUUUUGCAAGGUCUUCACAGUAAAGACAGGAACUUACUUCGAACAGCUUUGUGUAGAAAAGAUGAGAAUGUUAUUAGGAAUACAGUAAAAAGAUUACCAGUUACGGCUUUCGAAGGUUUGAUCAAGGAACUAACUGACUUUGUCCAUGGAAAAACUCUUUUGAGUCAUUUUGGUGCACUUUGGUUGAAACACUUGGCGCAAAUCCAUGCGGGUCUCUUGAUAUCGAAUCCUAACCUGGCAGAGAUGUUUUCUGGGGCUCUAGGCAGUAUCGAUAAUAGGAUAUCGUUACAAACGUCUUUAAAUAGGUUAAGAGGGAAAUUAGAACUUUUGGUUCCGCAAAUUAAUACCAGUAAUGCUGAUAAUGUUGAUGAGGAUGAGGCAGUUCUUGUUUUUAAUGAUAAAGAUACUUCCGAUUCAGAAUCAGAGGAGGAAAUGCAGAUCGAAAUCGCCUCGGACAGUGACGAAAACGAAGAAUGGGAAGAAGAACAGGAUAAGGAAGAGGAAGAAAACCACGUUGACGCUUCUGACGGUUCCGGUUCAGACUCCGAUUCCGUAGUGAUGCUGGACGACGAGGCCUCAGAUUAAAACAACUUGUAAACUGUUUUAUAUAUAUAUUUGUUCUGUUUUCUAAAAUCCUACAAAAAACUACCUUCCAGUAAGAAUAACAUUUUAAUAAUAAAGCAACCAUUUUUUUUACUGUUGAUGUUUUUCAUGGUUCACAUUAUCUUUUUUUCAACAUAAAAGUUAAGUUUAUCAAUCUACUUGAACUGUAUUUUACAAUAAAAUAUAU
Molecule: messenger RNA, 2326 nt
Organism: Sitophilus oryzae (rice weevil)
Lineage: Eukaryota; Metazoa; Arthropoda; Insecta; Coleoptera; Curculionidae
Product: WD repeat-containing protein 43
Exons: 9
Coding region: 280-2121 (613 amino acids)
Biological process (GO): maturation of SSU-rRNA from tricistronic rRNA transcript (SSU-rRNA, 5.8S rRNA, LSU-rRNA)
Cellular component (GO): nucleolus
Molecular function (GO): protein binding
Source: RefSeq, a predicted model, not a curated record